CAAGACCAAUGUCAAGGGCUCCUAUAUUGAUCAAGGACUUGGUGAAAGGAAACCAAGUUUGGAAGAUGCAAAUAAGGGUUGUUGAUUUGUGGGUCGUUAAGGAGAAAUCAGGGCAUAAACACCUCGAGUUGGUCAUUCAAGAUGUGAAGGGUGAUCAAAUUCACGUCACCACCCGGAGCCGAGAUUUCAAGGAUUGGCAUGAUCAGGUCAAAGAACAUGAAACAUAUACACUAUAUAAUGGAGAGCCGGUUGUUAAUGAUGGAGCCUUAAAAGUUUGUUCUAACCCACUCAAGAUUGUCUUCAAUGGAGGGACUGCCAUUACAAAUGUGCCGUUUCCCGACAUACCCCAUCACAAAUACAACUUUCAGCCUAUAGAGAACUUUCUCAAAGGGAGCUUCAAGGCUGAUUUGCUUUAUGAUGUCAUAGGUGUUUUACAUGAAGUGAUUAGGACACAGAGGGGAGGAGAUGGUAGGAAGUCUUGCGUCAAUAUCACUUUACGUGAUGUUGAAGGAAACGUUAUUGAGGUUGUCUUAUGGGAUGAUUACUGCAAGCAAUUCUCGAGUUACAAUGCCCCUGCCACACAGAAAAAAGAACCUACUAUCAUUCUCUUGACACAUGCUUGGUGCAAGCCAAACAAAGUUUCUGGUUUACCAUCUCUCUCUAAUGCAUGGAGUGGCUCUCGACUUCACAUAAACUUGGAACAUCCACAAGUGGAGGAAUUCAAAGCUAGAUUUGCGGCAAUUGAUUCAUCCAAUGCCCCUGCACUUUCCUUAACCUGUGAUUCAUCUGUUCAAUCCGCUAACAACAACUGGAAGAGCCUCGACGAGGUCAGAAGUAUCCGUGCAAUUGCUGAGUUAAAAAGGGAUUGUUUUGCAACCACUAUUGGAACUACAAAACAUUUCAAAGCUUCAAAGUUUGGCUGGUUUUUUGAGGCAUGCCCGGGAUGUAAAUCUUCUAACAAGUCCCUUGGCGAUAAGUUUGAAUGUUCAUGCGGACUUACCAAUGUGGAACCUGUGACUAAAUUCAAAAUUGAAGUUGAGGUUGUGUAUGAUAAUCACGGUGGUACUUUUGUUUUUUGGGACAAGGAUGUUAUUCCUUACACAAAAUUGAAUGCAAAGGAACUUAAACAAGUCAUGAAGGAGGCGGGAGAGGAUAACCCUAAGAUUUGGCCUGCACAUCUUGAUGUUCUAUUGAAUAAAGAUUUGGUCUUCCGUGUCAAGUACCAAUCUGAUUUCGACCAAUUCUCUAUUGUAGCCAUACUUAACGGUGACAAUUUAUACGAAAAGUUUGACAAGUACCUCACGCCUGAUGAGCUAAACUCAAUUGCCUCUGUCACAGAAAUUCCGGAGGAUGGUCAUACUGAGGACCCAAUAGAGGCUAAUGUAACACAAGCUUCUGAACCAACAGAAUCUGCUCCAAUGUCCAUUGCUGGCAACAAUUCUGGGAGUCCUACUGCCAGCUCCAGCACUACUCCAGCCAAGAGGUUUGCUCCAUCAACCUCUAUCAAUGAUGCCAUUUUGUCUGAGGAAAUUACACCCAAGCAAUCUGCCACUAAAGCCAAGCCUAUCAGGAAGACUAAGCUUAUUAAGAAGGAGUAAAGUGGUGUGCCAAAGUCAUAUGUCCUAGAUCAUUUUGAUGCAUAACUUUAUUUGACACCCUUUUUGUAAGGAGAUAAUCCAAAUUUUAAGUAUUUUGUUUGUUAAUUCGUGUCGUUAUGCAUGUUUUGAGCCACACUUUAAAUCCUAACCUCAUAGUUAGGUAUUUGUAAGGAUGAUAUUCAGUUGGUAACUUAAU
Vicia villosa (hairy vetch) is the source of this 1794-nucleotide messenger RNA. Its product is annotated as replication protein A 70 kDa DNA-binding subunit A-like. The transcript has 10 exons. Gene Ontology annotation, biological process: DNA replication; DNA repair; DNA recombination. Gene Ontology annotation, molecular function: DNA binding. The record is from RefSeq and is a predicted model, not a curated record. Lineage: Eukaryota; Viridiplantae; Streptophyta; Magnoliopsida; Fabales; Fabaceae. The coding region runs from base 9 to 1598 and encodes 529 amino acids. Gene Ontology annotation, cellular component: nucleus.